Aaosphaeria arxii CBS 175.79 is the source of this 990-nucleotide messenger RNA. RefSeq lists its product as uncharacterized. The transcript has a single exon. Bases 227 to 778 code for a protein of 183 amino acids. NCBI's taxonomy places the organism in Eukaryota, Fungi, Ascomycota, Dothideomycetes, Pleosporales. The record is from RefSeq and is a predicted model, not a curated record.
ACCAGUAGGGAAGAUACUGGCAGUGGAUGGAAGCAGGAAUAAUGGGUGUGCACGACCCAAUGGAGAGUGGGUGCAGCGGACGGGAGAGGGGAGGGUAAGUAUGUAAGUAAGUAUGUAGAUAGUUGAGGGAGUGUUUUGCGAGUUGAAGCUCAGUACACAGUAUAUGAUGGAAGGAUGGAUUGAUGGAUUGCGUCAAAGGAGCAGUCUGAGUGGUUGGAUGGAUUGAAUGGUGGAUUGGGUUGAUGGCUGUGGAUUGGUGGAGGAUGGAUGGAGAGUGAUGAGUGGUUGGGAGAUGAAAAGGCGAAUAAUAACUAAGAAGGCGGCGGAUGUCCGAGUUGGGAGCGGCAGAGUGGCAGAGUGGCAGAACAGCGGCGGGGAAGAGCGAAGACUACCAGAUGAGACGCAAGAGGAGGACGGACGGGUGAUGGCACUCAACAAGACUCAGAGUACAGAAGAGAGAAGAGAGAGGGGGUGGACGUCUCUACUGUCAGUACGGAGUACUUGCUUGCUUGUUUUGCUGGCUGGCGGACAGGCUGGCUGGCUGGCUGGCUGGCUGGCUGGCUGGAUGGCUAAUUCUUCAAGUCAGACGGUGGUGCUCUGUUACAAUUGCGACAACAGUACGACGUCUCCCUCAUCCUUCCUCUAUUGUAUAAGAAAUCCAUACAUACAUGAUGCUCGCACUCGUAGGGUUACAGGGCUUGUUUACCUGUUGACGAUCAAAAGACGCGAGCGACUCAAUAAAAGGCGUCCGCCGUUCGUCGUUGGUCGCCGGUCGUGAAUAAUUCUCGCGAUUUGCCAAUCGGAUGGGAGGAUGCCCAAAACAAAGCGGACGAACCACGCGCCAGCAAUCGAUCUCCUUCUUGGUCAAGACAGGGACUGCGCACCAAUGCCCUACGCGAUAGGAUGUUUCAAACAAACAAGUCAAGGUCGACCGUAAGGCUCAAGGCUCAAGCUUAUAUUCGUGCUUGUCCACCGAUACGGAGGUGACCG